GGUUCAGCACCUGGGCUCUGUCCCACCUGCAGGGCUGGGGUCAGCCGCAGCACACGCGGGCCCUGAGCACUUACACAGGUCUGCAAGGCACGCACGGAUGGACGCCAACGUCCUGAUUUCACGCAGAACCACAGAAUUAAUCAAGUUGGAAAAGCCCUCCCAGCCCAUCCAGUCCAGCCUGUGCCCCAUCCCCAGCCCAGAGCUCCGAGUGCCACCUCCAGGAAUUCCUGGGACACCCCCAGGGACGGGCACUCCAACCCUCCCUGGGCACUUCCAAUCCCUGACCUCCUUUCCAUGGGGAAAUUCCUGCUGCUGCCCACCCUGAGCCUGCCGUGGCCCAGCUGAGGGCUGUGUCCUCUCGAUGUGACUGCCUCCCGUCCCACAGCGUCCGGAGCUCGGGGGCGGCCGUGACCGCGGGCUGCAGCCGCUGCCUGUCCCACGGCUCAGGCCUUUCCUGCCCGUGAGGCUUCAAAGGACACAGAGACAGACCACCCGCUACUGGGGAUCCUUCUGACACAUUCUCCAUACCCGCGGGGAAGGAAGGCGGAGAAGGCGGCGGGAGCCAGCCCCCGGCGGGGCGGGCCCGGCCCGGGGCCGGGCCAUGGCGAGCGGGGCGCGGGGAGCCUGGAGCGAGUGGCCCGUGGAUCGCUUGCUGCGCAGCGGGCGCAUCGCGGCCAGGGACGGGGCCGCCGUGCGCUGGUUCCACGCCGCCAACAGCAGGGCCCGGGCGGCGGAGGCCGCGCGAAGCGAUGUGCACAUGGUGGAGGUGGAUGUUGUCCUUCGGGGAGGGGACGGGGAGCCCAUCCUGGCCCACCCCCCGGACACUGACAGCGACAUCACCCUGCAGGAGUGGCUGGCACAGGUGGUCAGCACCGAUAAAGGCAUCAAGCUGGAUUUUAAGAGCCUGGCCGCCGUGGGACCCUCCCUGGAGCUGCUGGGGCAGGUGGGGCAGCCCCUGGACAGACCCGUGUGGCUGAACGGGGACAUCCUGCCUGGGCCCUGCGGGGGCUGCGCGCCGCUGGACGCCCGCGCCUUCCUGGGCGCUGUCACCUCCUCCUGCCCCGAUGCCACCCUGUCCCUGGGCUGGACCACGGGCUGCCACCGAGGGCAAGGCUACGAGUGGCCCGUGGUGCAGGACAUGUGGCAGCUGUGCCACCCGCUGUCCCAGCCGGUGACGUUCGCGGUCAGGGCUGCGCUGGUGCCCGGCUCCAUCCCGCAGCUGCAGUGGCUGCUCCAGCAGAGCCACAGAUACAGCCUCACUGUUUGGACAGGAAAAGAAGAUGUGUAUUCCGUAGAAGACUUGCUUCUCAUCCGAGAAAAUUUUGAUAAAAGUAGGGUUUAUUAUGACAUUUUUGAGCCACAAAAUUCUGAAUUCAAAAAAGCCAUUGGGAUAGAACGGUAAAUGCAGAGCAGGCAAUGCCUGACCCUAUAGUGCUUUUCAUUGUAAACCCCUUCAAAUGUGAGGAUUUUGUUACUCAAAGAAAUGCACUUUCCUUGCCAGAAGGACCGUGUUGAGCACGCCUGUGGUUACUGCAGGAGGUUUUGUUUGGCACUGUGUAGAGAGGCCUCUCAAACAGAAAUGUAGUGCCUUCCUCAUUGUCCCCUGCUCGCAGCGUGGGACCCGUGGUGCCACUCUCCAGGAGGGGACAGUGGCUGCUUGGACUGCGCUGGCACUGCCAGCUGCUCUGCCCGUGGUCACCCUGCCCGUGGUCACCCUGCCCGUGGUCACCGUGUCCCUGGUCACUGUGUCCGUGGUCACCCUGCCCGUGGUCACUCUGCCCGUGGUCAGUGUGUCCAGGCAGUGCCGGAGCCGUGCCGUGGCCGGUGAGCAGCCCUGGCUGGUGCCACGAGCUGGGCUCAGUGUGGCCACAGUGACAGUGUUGUCCUCAGCAGGCCUGUCCCCAGCAGGGCUGUCCCCACACCUGGCUGUCCCCACACCUGGCUGUCCCCACACCUGGCUGUCCCCACCCUGGGCUGUCCCAGACCCGCAGGGCCGUUCCCCCAUGGCUCCCUCGGGCCCGGUGGGUGCAGCCCUGCAGCUCUCAGAAUUCUCCACAGUGGGAGUUUUCCUGAGAUAGAAGCUAAAUCCCUGCUAACCACCUGCAGGAAGAGCCUGACCUGGUUCGUUGAAACCAUUUAUUCCUCUUUUGCUGCUGCAGUUCCCCAAAAUUCACAGACUGAGACACCGGCCCUGCGGGAUUGGCUUCUGCCAAACACCAGAAAUUAUACCAGAAAAACCAAAGGUUUCUUCCACAAUCACAGAGGACACUUUAGCUUCUGAAUAAAAGCUAAUGCCCUGAGAAGCAUUACUUUAUCAGCUUCUUGUCCUCCUUUUCCCGUUCCUCUCACUUGGUCCCUGUGGGAAUUAACUCAUCUGUUAACCUAACAGAUACUGUACACAACAUUUUACAGGCUGUUAGUACUAAAGUAAAUUACAGUUAUUUUUGGUUCCACCAUGGCAUUGGUACAGCUGUGACAGAAAAGUUAGUUACAUUUCUUAAUCCUAAAUCUUGAAUUAUGCUGAUUUCACAUUAAAAUUCAAGACUCCAUUUUGUUACCUACAACUCCUUCAAGAGAUUUAUGUAAUAGCUGUUUUUUGUUAUUGAGGGGUAGAGCUUUUUUUGUUUUGGGCAUCUACUAAGGUGUGCUUGGCUAAAAUUAGGAGCACAUUUUUCCACAUAAGGAAGAAAACUACUGGAUUAUAUUUGGGAUAGCUAAACAGAGUACUUGAUUUAAUUUAAUCACUCACAAAGUGAGUGGCAGUAACCACUCAAGGGUCAGGCUUGGCUAUGUGAUUUCUGCAGUGAGUUUGGAGAAGCUAUUAAUUUUUCACUUGUGGUUUGUUGCUGGCAGUUGCAUUCAUUUGUAUGAUUUAAUCUCUCAGUGGGACCACACACUCUUUGGGACCACAGGGACACAUUUUUCUGCUGUUUAGAAAUCUUCCCACUGACCAGUUCCCACCCGAAGUACUGGGAUUUAUUAAAACUCGUUAAACUAUUAAGUAAAAAACGUCAGCAAUUGCCAGCAGUAUUUUUAAGGAAGAAGUAUAUCUGAGCAAUAUCUGUGGAUGUCAGUAACAGAUAAUCAGAUAAAAUUAAAGAAGACAUCAUCUGGAUUACCAGGAAAUGACUGUGCGGUGAAUUUGAUUAUUCUCUAUGGGUUAUUCUGUAUAUAUGAAUUUCUGUAAGUAAUUUUACCUGUGUAUCUUUGCUAGUCCCCUGUGAAGUUGUUUAUGUCAGUCUAGUCUGACUUGCACAUAAAUAAAUUAAUUUGAUUUUG
Vidua chalybeata is the source of this 3279-nucleotide messenger RNA. RefSeq names its product family with sequence similarity 151 member B (gene FAM151B). Bases 602 to 1402 code for a protein of 266 amino acids. The transcript has 6 exons. NCBI's taxonomy places the organism in Eukaryota, Metazoa, Chordata, Aves, Passeriformes, Viduidae. The record is from RefSeq and is a predicted model, not a curated record.